AUGUCGCGCAGACUCAUGAACCCGUUCGCAAGCACCUCCCCGUCCUCGACCACCACAAUCACUUACAAUGAGAAACACGAGCUUCCCCGGAGAGCAUCUUCACCAAGGAUAAAGAAAUUUCCCAAUUUCUUUUCAACCUCGCCAAAGUCGAAGAGCGAGACACAGACGGCUACAGCUGCGCUCCUCGCCGCCGCGCAGCAGCAAGCCUUUGUGAAUUCGCCCUCCCAGCAGAUCAGCUCUCCAUCACUGUCAUUACCGACCAUAUCCUUGUCUACAGCUAGGGCAGAUAGUGCGAAUAUGGACGAACCACCAACGACACUGUUCCAGCCACCUUCUCCGGCAGAAGUGCGCAGAAUAGCGAGGCAGCAUGCGCAGUUCGGUCCGCUGGGUCACCACACACAUAGAUAUACCAGCCGCCACCAUGGCGGAGACUUUCCAGAACCGGUCAUGGACGAGCCUCCAUACUACUACUUGCUUACAACGUACAUUAGUUACUUAAUCCUAAUCAUAUUUGGUCACAUUCGAGAUUUCUUCGGCAAGAGAUUUCACAAGGAUCACUACCGGCAUUUGCAAGCCAUUGAUGGCUACGCAGCAUUGAACAACGGCUUCGAUGACUUCUACGUCAGGCGGUUGAAGAUGCGAAUAAAUGACUGCUUUGCAAGGCCAGUCACUGGAGUGCCUGGCAGGUACAUCACACUUAUCGAUCGACAGUCCGACGACCACAAUCUCCACUUCAAGCAUACCGGGACAACGACGGAGACAUUGAACAUGAGCUCGUACAAUUACCUCGGCUUUGCCCAAUCAGAAGGACCUUGCGCCGAUCAAGUCGAAGAGAAUGUGAAGAGGUAUGGUUUGAGCCUUGCAAGUACGCGUGCAGAUGUUGGUACUUCAGAUCUCCAUGUCGAAGUGGAAGACCUGAUUGCGCGAUUCGUUGGGAAACCAUCCGCGAUGGUCUUUUCCAUGGGUUUUGGGACAAACGCAACUGCUUUCCCUGCUCUCAUUGGCAAGGGCUGCCUGGUCAUUUCUGAUGAGCUUAACCAUGCAUCAAUACGCUUUGGUGCUCGUCUAUCCGGAGCGACAAUCACGAUGUUCAAGCAUAACGACAUGAAAGAUCUGGAGAGGCUUCUGAGGGAGGUUAUAUCCCAGGGCCAGCCACGGACACACAGGCCGUGGAAGAGGAUUCUUGUCGUAGUGGAGGGCCUUUAUUCUAUGGAGGGCACAAUGUGCAAUCUACCUGGCUUGAUCUCGUUAAAAAAGAAAUACAAGUUCAAUCUCUUUGUUGAUGAGGCACACUCGAUUGGAGCGCUCGGUCCGAAGGGCAGAGGCGUUUGCGACUACUUCGGUAUCGAUCCCUCCGAAGUCGACAUCUUGAUGGGCACCCUCACGAAAUCCUUUGGCGCCAAUGGAGGAUACGUCGCGGGCGACAAAGCUAUCAUUGACAAGCUCAGACUCACCAAUGCUGGAUCAGUCUAUAAUGAAUCUCCAGCGCCUGCUGUGCUAGCUCAAAUAUCUGCUGCCCUAAGGAUCAUCAGUGGCGAAUUUGUUCCAGGUCAGGGCGAGGAACGUCUUCAGCGAUUGGCGUUCAAUUCACGGUAUCUCCGACUUGGGUUGAAACGCCUUGGGUUCAUCGUUUCUGGUCACGACGACUCUCCGAUCAUACCUGUCCUCCUCUACAAUCCUGCCAAGAUGCCAGCUUUCUCACAUGAGAUGCUCAAGCGCAAGAUUUCGGUUGUGGUUGUCGGCUACCCAGCUACGCCGCUCGUUGCAUCGAGAGCCAGAUUUUGUGUGUCUGCUGCACACACAAAAGAUGAUCUGGACAGACUGCUUGAAGCCUGCGACGAGAUCGGUAACGUUCUGCAGAUCAAGUUCUCGUCUGGGAUUGCUGGUGGUGCUGAGCCACUUCCGGAAGGAAUCACACCAGAGAUGGAGAAGGAGUGGAGGCGGACCGAAAAGGGUGGGCCACACGGCGAACUGGUCUACCAGCCGCCACGAUGGAAAUUGGACGAGGUGCUGAAGAGGGGCGUGCAAGAUGUCAAGAGCCCGCUGAGGUGA
Messenger RNA from Letharia lupina, 2052 nucleotides. RefSeq lists its product as uncharacterized. Gene Ontology annotation, cellular component: serine palmitoyltransferase complex. NCBI's taxonomy places the organism in Eukaryota, Fungi, Ascomycota, Lecanoromycetes, Lecanorales, Parmeliaceae. Gene Ontology annotation, molecular function: serine C-palmitoyltransferase activity; pyridoxal phosphate binding. The coding region runs from base 1 to 2052 and encodes 683 amino acids. The record is from RefSeq and is a predicted model, not a curated record. Gene Ontology annotation, biological process: ceramide biosynthetic process; sphingosine biosynthetic process. The transcript has a single exon.